AACGGUGGUGGGCAAGUGCUUCCAAGGACACUAUUGGUUUGCCCCUGUCUGCCGGGCCAACCCUAUGACUUGCUAUCCAUUCAUUACAGCAGGUCCCGGCUACGGCUAUGAGCAUUACAUGCAAAAGGCCGCAGUGUUCAACAUGCCAACGGUGAUGGUGGUGGCCAAGCUUUGGAGUGAUUAUACAACAUUACCCAUCCAGGUCAAGUCAUCUUUUUAUUGGUGGAAUCCUGACCCCACCUUUCUGUCGCUGGACGCGCAUAGAGUGGUUUACCCGGACUUUGAUUCUUCAGCCCAUCGCGCAGGAAUCUUGACGACCGAUUUCGAAGCCGUGAGAAUCGACAAGUAUGCAAGUGCCGACUUGAAGGACCUGGCCCCUGAAGUGUACGAAGUGUUGAGCGAAUUUAACAUGGACUUGAAGGCCGUCAACAAGCUAAUGGGAGAUCUAGCAGAUACAGGUGAUGCACCCGAAGUGGUCGCUUGCCGAUGGCUGCAGGCAAACAAGGACCAUUGGGAGAGUUGGCUGCCUGACAAAACGGAAUGCUUUCCGCACUUUGGUCUCUACAAUGAGCUGACGGGACAGUUUGUUCAAGACAGGUCAGAUCCCACCCGCUUGACUUGCCGCGUUUGCGAUUCCGGUUCCUAUUCAAGUCGUCUCAAGGAUGAUGCUGGUGUUACGUACGUGUGCAAGCCUUGUGCACCUGGAAGCGCGCAGCCCUCUGGUGCCGCCUUGAAAUGCGAACCCUGCCCGACCGGGGAGUAUCAAGACAAGAAUGGGAGCACAAGCUGCAAACGCUGCGGCCAAGGCAAGUACCAAGAUGCGAAAGGACAAACCCAAUGCAAGGAGUGCCCUGCAGCCACAACAACGCUGGGAUUGGGAUCUGCAUCCGUCUUCGAGUGUGGAUGUGAACCUGGAAGAAUCAACAUCGCCAACGAAACUGAUCUGCCAGAGUGUACACCAUGCGGUGAAGGCCUGUCAUGUCCAUUCUCUUCAUCUCUGGAGACAUUGAAGUUGGGUACGGCACCGUUGGGUGAACAGUACCAACCAGCUUUGCGGAGAGGAUUCUACUGCACCAUGGAUUCUCCCUUGGUCGUGUUCAAGUGUGUCGAGGAUUCGUGGCUGUUCAAGACUCUGUGUUGCCAUGAAACCAUGGCCAUUCCAGGUUCUGUCCUGGUGGCGAAUGAUCUGCGCAGAAUGUCCUACAGGAAUGACAUGGACGGGAAGCGAAUGCACAGCCUGCGACCCCUCUACAAGCUUUUUGUGGUGGAGUCUUGUGCAGCAAUCUGGGACUGCUACAUCCCCCUGCUGGUUAAGAAAAACGGUGCCGUUUCUUUCUCUACUGGUCAAGUGACUAACAGCCAGAUCACUGUUUUGGCUUUGGACUUUUGUGGAGAGAAUGUAGGUGGUUACUACUUCAUGAAUCCAAAAAUCGAUGCCAUCGCAACAGCUCGACAGACUUGGGGGGUCUCUGUUGGCUUGGCCAUUAUGUGGUUUCAGACUGUGGCGAUCAUUGCCAUGAUGACUGUGGAAUGGCCAUCGAGUGUUUCUGGUUCACUCUCUGUGAUUCAGUUUUUCAUUCUAGAUGUGGAUUCUUUGUCCUUCUCAUGCAUUGCUUCGGACCAAGCUUCCGCCCGCUACAUCGCCAAAGUGCUCGUGUUCCCCACAGGAAUGGCAUGGAUGUGUGCAUUGUUCUUCAUCUCAAAAUGCUUGCCCAAAUGGUUGCAAUGGCGGCCGGCAAAGACAGCCAACACGAUUGGUCAUUACAUGCAGGCCAGUUUUGCUAUCAUGAGCACUGUGGCUUUGCAGAGUAUGACAUGCUAUGUCCAUCCCAAUGGCUCUUACAGCUUGGUGAAGUACUCCAGCAUCACCUGUGGCGAAGGUGAGCAAGCCACCAUGAUGGCAGCAGGCGUGUCCUUGCUGAUUGUCUUCGUCGUCGGCUUUUUGGCAAUCGUGACCUAUGCGACAGUUGCCUUACCAUCAUGGAGUUCAGACAGGAUGUUCCACCAUCGGGUCCAAAGCUUCAAUUUCCUGACAUUUCGCUUUCGCCUGGACAAAUGGUGGUUCGGAAUUCCGUUGCUUUUGCGUGGCCCAUUGAUGUCCUUGGUGGUGACAUGCGCAACAAACUUUCCAGCCGCCCAAGUGUGUUUGAAUUCGCUGAUCCUGACCAUCUACAUCGUGAUCCAGUGACUGCGUUUGAAUGAUCCCCAUGACCAUGCCCACUAGGUCACUGGGUCACAGGUCUCUGAGAAGGAAAUUCCCAAACAAGAUACGCGACAUGCUUGCGGGGAAUGGUGUGGAGGGAUAUUGAGUGCGCGCCAAGGUUCCGAGAAAAUG
Cladocopium goreaui is the source of this 2335-nucleotide messenger RNA. NCBI's taxonomy places the organism in Eukaryota, Dinophyceae, Suessiales, Symbiodiniaceae. The record is from the annotation of a GenBank genome assembly.